Diabrotica balteata is the source of this 1004-nucleotide messenger RNA. Lineage: Eukaryota; Metazoa; Arthropoda; Insecta; Coleoptera; Chrysomelidae. The record is from the annotation of a GenBank genome assembly.
AGCACAGUUGUGGAAAGAGAAAGAGUGCAUAAUAAUUAUUCAUCAUAACCUUCACAACAAAAUUAUAGUGUUUUAAUAAUGUUAUAGAUUGUUUAUAAUCUAUUGUACAAAGUCAUUGUUUACCAAAGUAUUAAAAAACAAUUUUAAAAAUUUCUAAAUGAGAAUGGAAAAUUCUUCUCUAAACAAAGCACAUCAACAACAAAGAAGAGCCGAAGCCUUACUGAGACAAAAAAAGUAUGAAGACUGUAUAGAAUGCCAUAAACAAGCUAUUCAACUUUUAGAAGAUAGUUUAACCUUAACAGAAAAUGCAAGGUCUUUGGAAUCAUUAAAGCUUCAAAAAGAAUAUCACAAAAAACAAAUCGAUUUUGUACAGAUGAAAAAAGCUCAAUCACAGAUCGAGAAUCAUAAGAAGUUAGCCCAAUUACAGAAAAGAAGGAUUUCUGUUCCUAGUAAUGAUCCAGAGAAUGGAGAAGGUCUAGAAGCUGCUAUAUACAGGACUAUUGAAGUGCAUGAUUCUUUAAUUGACUAUCUAGGCAAGAGAGGUGGCAGUGAUAACGACAGUAUAAAAUCAUACUCAACCAGUGACAACGAAGAGAAGCUAGAAAAAGAAACAACUCAAGUAAUUGGUAACAAACAUCCAAAAGAUGAUUCUCAGAUCAUUGAAGAACUGAAAGUACUCAGUGGACAACUUAGAGAUUCUGUCAAAUGUCUUCUUAUACAAUUAGAUGAUAGAAAUAGAGAGAUCGAGAAACUAAGAGCUACAAUUAGGGUUCUUGAAGGAGAAAAACAAAAAGCUCAACAAACUAAGAAUAACUCAAGUUUAAAAGUUGUAACUGAUUCUUCAGGAGGCACAUCCCCAUAUAUUUACUCGCCAUGCAGUGAAUUGAGUCCAGACAUUGUUAAUGAAAGCAGGAAUUUACCUCAGCUAGCUCCUCUAGAGAUGCCUAACUUUGACUUUCUAAGCCUCAUUAAGAGUAGCACUGUUAAUAACAAUUAAACAUGAU